GGAGAAUUGGAAUAUCGAGCAUCAUUAUGUUACGCCAGACAUACACAGAGGAAAUGGACAGGUGGAACGCUAUAUGAGAACCAUUAGGAAUUUAUUGAGAAUUGAAACUCGAGUAAAGGCAGAAUGGCCGAGUGGUUUAUGGAAAAUCCAGCUUGUUCUUAACACAACUGUGCAGAAAUCAACUAAUUUGACUCCACUGCAAUUACUCCUGGGAAUCCAAAGUUCGACACCAUUGAUACAGGCGUUAUUGAAAAAUGUGUCAAAGGAUCUGUCUUCAAUAAGAAACCGAGAUUUGGAUAGACAGCGAGUAGCAGAAAAAUUGUCCUCGACACGUGAUCUGAACGAUGUUAAUAAGAGAAGAAGAGAUAACGUUCAGUACUCGCCUGGUGACUUUGUGCUGAUGCACCGUGAUUCUCAGAUGCACAUUAGUAAAAGCGAUUAUGAGUUUCUGGGUCCAUACGAGGUGGUGAACUGCCUGGAUAAUGGACGCUAUGAAAUUAAGAAGGUUGGCACGAACAUCGUGACGAAAGCAGCCAAGGAGCAGCUCAGACGGUGGCCUAUACAAUGGGCUUUGAAUGUUGACAUGAAUGAAGUAUUGGAUUUUCUGGAGUCAGAAAGUGACUCAGUUGAAAGAGAAGAUAGGUCUUCUGGAGAAAAAUGCGUCGAGAGCGUCGCAGUUGUCAGGAAGGCCGUGUAAGAAAUCGAAUACACGAAUAUGGUGAGCCGCUGCCGGUCAAAGGGGAUAAGCGCUGAGUAAACAUAAACGACAGCCGAGAUUUGAAGCUGUGGUACUCAGGCAAUUCGAUUUGAAGAUCCCUUCGUGCUCGGAUGUACAAGCCGCUCGAUAU
Molecule: messenger RNA, 848 nt
Organism: Coccinella septempunctata (seven-spotted ladybird)
Lineage: Eukaryota; Metazoa; Arthropoda; Insecta; Coleoptera; Coccinellidae
Exons: 2
Coding region: 74-697 (207 amino acids)
Molecular function (GO): nucleic acid binding
Source: RefSeq, a predicted model, not a curated record